Messenger RNA from Manduca sexta (tobacco hornworm), 1908 nucleotides. RefSeq names its product probable ATP-dependent RNA helicase pitchoune. Gene Ontology annotation, cellular component: nucleolus. The transcript has 9 exons. The record is from RefSeq and is a predicted model, not a curated record. Bases 277 to 1725 code for a protein of 482 amino acids. Gene Ontology annotation, molecular function: ATP binding; RNA helicase activity; nucleic acid binding. NCBI's taxonomy places the organism in Eukaryota, Metazoa, Arthropoda, Insecta, Lepidoptera, Sphingidae. Gene Ontology annotation, biological process: maturation of LSU-rRNA from tricistronic rRNA transcript (SSU-rRNA, 5.8S rRNA, LSU-rRNA).
UGUCAUUCGUCAAUUUCUCAGAUUUUAUAAUUUGUAUUUUGUUGUCAUAUAUGUAUUAUGUACCUUUUGUCAAUUCUCACACGUGCCAAAAGUGUAAACUCUACCAUCUAAAGAGUAAACAAUAAAUUAAUUCUAUUAAUUAAACAGUUUGCAUACAUUUGUUUAGAAUUAAAACCCUCAAUAAUAGGUAGUAGUAUAAAACCCUCAAGCUUCAAUUGUAUAUAUUUUCCAUAUAUAUUAUAGUUAUCUUUGGUGGAUAUUACAUUGCAUCUCAGUAUGGAUGAACAAACGCUUCCAAAAUUCAAGGAGUUAAAGGAAAACGUUUCUCGUGAAACACUGCAAGCAGUUAAGGCCAUGGGAUUCAAACGUAUGACGAAAAUUCAAGCACAAGUUAUUCCGAAAGCUUUGGAGGGAGCAGAUAUAGUAGCCACAGCGAAGACCGGUUCAGGCAAAACUUUGGCAUUUCUUAUUCCUAUAGUAGAAAUUGUGGCAAAAUUCUUAGAAAUGAAAUUGCAAAAAACAUGUUGUAUAAUAGUGUCCCCUACUAGAGAAUUAGCUACCCAAACAUAUUCAGUUUUCAAAGAUCUGACAUCUCGAUAUGAAGAUAUGAAUUCAUCACUGGUGAUUGGAGGGGAGCAUAGAAAGAAGCAAAGUGCUGAACUGGCACAAGGUGUCCAUGUAGUAAUAGCGACUCCUGGAAGAUUAUUUGACCACAUGCGAACAAAGGAAUUCGAUUAUAAACAUGUAAAAUGCUUGGUUUUGGAUGAAGCGGACAAGAUUUAUCAAUAUGGCUUUGAAGAAGACUUAAAACAAAUUAUAAACCGUCUUCCUAAGGAAAGGCAAACAAUGCUGUUUAGUGCCACAUUAUCAGAGAGGACUGAGGCACUGAUCUCUUCUGCCAUGAAAGAAAAUUUAUACAAUAUUAAUACUGACCAAGAUGAUUUAAGGGCUACAGUUGAAGGAUUGAAACAAGGAUAUGCUGUAUGUGAAACAGAAUACAGACUUUGGUGGUUGCAUAAAUUACUGAAGAAGAUCCAAAAAUAUAAAGUCAUGGUGUUCUUUUCUAGUUGUAAAUCAGUUGUGUUUCAUUACACAUUUUUUAAUGAAUAUUGUAAAUCUUCAGUACUGUGUAUUCAUGGAAAAAUGAAUCAAGCAGAUAGAACAGCCACCAUGACAAAGUUCCAUGAAGCAGACAAAGUGGCGUUGUUUUGUACUGAUUUGGCAGCCAGAGGUUUGGAUAUACCUGCAGUGGAUUGGAUAGUUCAGUUUGAUCCACCUGCAGAUGCCAAUGAAUAUAUACAUAGGGUGGGGAGAACGGCAAGAGGUAUCAGUUCAGUAGGAAAUGCAGUAUUACUUCUAAGGCCAGAGGAAAUUGAUUUUAUAUCCUAUUUGCAAGAGUCAAAAAUAUAUUUAGAUAAAUAUGAAACUUGGGAUAGUUUUUUCAAUCUAGAACCUAAGUUGCAGGCAGCCAUGUCAGAUCCUAACUUUCAUCAAAUGGCUGUUGAAGCUUUUGAAGGGUAUAUCAGAGCACAUGAAGUUAAAAAAUUUAAGCAAAUAUUCAAUAUAGUGAACAUAGACCUCAACAAAGUAGCAAAUUCUUUUGGCUUGAAAGAAAAACCUGAUGUUGAUAUUCACAUAGGUUUUAGUAAAAAACAUCGACCACGAAAGAGAAUGGCGGCGGUCCUUGCAGCCAAAGGAGAUUCCACAAAACGCCUGAGGUCAUGAACUUCAGAUUAACAACAUACAUAAUAUUGUUACAAAAUGUAUUUUUGAUACUUUAAUAUUUAAUACCCACUUUUGUGGUAUUUUCAAAGGCAGUAAUGUAUAGGAUGUACAUUUUAAAAUUGUUAUUAGUGAAAUAUUUGUAUUUAUAAAGUUAAAUAAAACUCAUGAAAUAAAUUUCAUAUU